Messenger RNA from Paraglomus brasilianum, 729 nucleotides. Lineage: Eukaryota; Fungi; Glomeromycota; Glomeromycetes; Paraglomerales; Paraglomeraceae. The record is from the annotation of a GenBank genome assembly.
AUGGAUAAGGAAUUAAAAGAUACUAAACAUAGUAGUUAUAAAACCGUUCAAGCCCUUAAAAAUGCCGGAAUUUCCUUGGACAAACUUUUUGAACGAGUGGAAAAAGGUCGCCAAGCCAGAGCGAAAGAUCAGACUAAAAAACAGCAAGAAUACAGAGAAAAAAUAUUAACUAAUUUAGAUGAUUGGACUCUUUACUCAAAUGGCAUUUAUAAUGAUAAAAAUCAUGUUGCGAUAGAAUUGAGGGGAGAUAAUAUUGUCCGCGUUAACGCACAGUUAGUUGAUACAGAGACUUUGCCAACUUUGGAAAUUUAUCAAGAAGUUCGCCGAGCCAUAUUUAAUAAUCUUUUGAAAAAAAUCCAAGAAAAAAAAGCCAACAAAGAAAAUUUCAAAAAAGAAGACUUUUCUCCCCAAGAAUGGACCAAAAUCGAAAAAGAAAUUAGUAAACUUUCUUCUGCUUCUCAAAGCCGCAAGAACUCCCAAAAAAAUCCUUCAAAUCACAAUGGUUUAAUUACCAUUAUAGUUCUGCUAGUUACCAGCAAAGAAGAAAAAGAAGUUAUUUCUCGCCAAGAGGCAUUAGACCGAGCCAAAAGUCUUGGCUUAGACCUUUUUUGCGUUGCCCCUACUAAAAAUCCUCCGGAAGCCAUAAGCGAAGAAAAUGUUAAACAAGAAGAAAAAGAAUUAAAAGAACAUGACGAUAAAACUAAAAAAUACCAGCGCUUCACGGGAUGA